Molecule: messenger RNA, 429 nt
Organism: Necator americanus (New World hookworm)
Lineage: Eukaryota; Metazoa; Nematoda; Chromadorea; Rhabditida; Ancylostomatidae
Exons: 2
Coding region: 1-429 (142 amino acids)
Source: RefSeq, a predicted model, not a curated record
AUGGACGACAUCGACGACGAAUAUGAACGGCUCGUAGAACAUCUUCACGACUGGACGAGGAAAGCGAAGAGUUUCAAAAUCGAGAGAGGCCUAUUUCAGAAAACUCUAGAGCUGAUUAGCGUGGAGCUCCACGAGCUGCAGGAAACCAAGAACUCACAGAGAAGAGCAGAAGUGCUGGCUGAAGCUGCAGAGGCGGGGAAAAGCCUUCGCUAUGUCCGUCGAGACUUCGCCAGUCACAAGACGAGGAUGACUGCUCUCCGGAACCCAAAGGGAACAGCCAUUGCAUCGAGAAGGGGGAUGGAGAAAAUCAUCUACGACUUCUACUCUGAUCUCUUCGACAGCCAUGUCCACUUCCCUCCUCACCAUCUGAGGGAAGACGGACAUGUCAUUCCAAAGGUCCUCCCUUCCGACAUGCCAUCUUUUCGGUGA